Mollisia scopiformis is the source of this 2124-nucleotide messenger RNA. Its product is annotated as putative dipeptidyl peptidase 3. The record is from RefSeq and is a predicted model, not a curated record. Gene Ontology annotation, biological process: proteolysis. The transcript has 7 exons. Gene Ontology annotation, cellular component: cytoplasm. Gene Ontology annotation, molecular function: dipeptidyl-peptidase activity; metalloexopeptidase activity. The coding region runs from base 1 to 2124 and encodes 707 amino acids. NCBI's taxonomy places the organism in Eukaryota, Fungi, Ascomycota, Leotiomycetes, Helotiales, Mollisiaceae.
AUGAACGCGCAGGAGCUCAAGAACUUCCUUGCGGACUCGCCGCCAAGUACGGUAAAUCUUGUGAUCAAGAAGCACUUUGAUGCAUUGACAGACCAACAAGCCCGCUAUGCCCAUUACAUUUCUCGAGCUGCCUUCACAGGAACCCGCAUUACACUCAGACAAGUUUCCCCAGAGUCUGAGGAUAUUUACGACUUUAUAAUCGAGCUCUAUAAAGCUUGUAAUGGGGAUUGGAAAAGUCUUCAGGAAAAGGCUGGGGUUACUACCGAAGACUUGCAAUACUUCCUCGAAUAUGCGGGCCAGUUUCUAGGGAAUUGUGGAAACUACAAAGGCUUCGGAGAUGCCAAGUUUGUUCCUCGAUGUACGGAGAAGGCCUUUCAAGCUCUGGCUGCGACGUCCCCGAAAGCAGAAGCGCACUACAAGGCAACGAAGGGAGCCAUUUUCUCAAGUGACAAUUCUGGCAUCAUGCAUCUGGGCUAUCUGGACGAGGGCCAUAUGACCACCUACUAUCCGAAUUCGAAGGGUAUCACCAAAGCAGAUAUUAGUGAAGUGUCUGACUUUUUGGAGAAGAAGGGCCUUCUUGUGGAAAACACCAGACUAAGGAAAGAUGCCGACGGGAACUUCGACUUGUUGAUUGCCUCAGCAGUAACGAAUGUCCCAGCUUCAGGUGGGGACAUUGGCAAGGAGACAAUCUUCGACAUCAACACCGGCUCAUUGAAAGGCCGUAAGUUGAAGCUUGUCUUUGGAGACCAUGCGAAGGAAAUGGCUCUCAUUGCCGACUAUCACAAGAAAGCGGCCGAAAAUGCUGCCAACGAGAAUCAAAAGAACAUGCAACUUGCUUAUGCGAAGUCUUUUGAAGAAGGAUCUCUCGAAGCCUUCAAGAAUGCUCAACGAUUUUGGAUCAGAGAUAAAGGUCCCAUGGUUGAGUCGAAUAUUGGUUUCGUUGAGACGUAUAGAGAUCCUCAUGGUGUUCGAGGCGAGUGGGAAGGCUUCGCUGCAACCGUGAAUCUGGAGCGGACUAGAGCUUUCGGAUCCUUGGUCGAUGCUGCUGAGUCAAUGAUUCCAAAGCUUCCGUGGUCGAAAGAGUUUGAGAAGGACAAAUUUCUGAGCCCUGAUUUCACUAGUCUAGAAGUUCUUUCCUUUGCAGGCUCUGGAAUUCCUGCUGGUAUAAACAUUCCCAACUACGAUGACAUUCGCCAAUCCGAGGGCUUCAAGAAUGUCUCGCUUGGAAACGUCUUAAGCGCCAAGGCUCCGAAUGAGAAGAUUCCAUUCAUUGCAGAAGCCGAUCUGGAAAUCUAUCAAAAGUAUCGCGAUGCUGCAUUCGAAGUUCAAGUCGGCAUUCAUGAAUUGCUUGGUCACGGUACCGGCAAGUUGCUGCAGGAGACUGAGCCUGGCAAGUUCAACUUCAACCCGGAAUCACCACCCAUCAGUCCAGUUACAAACAAACCAGUGACCACCUACUAUAAGCCGGGUCAAACUUGGGGUUCGGUUUUCGGAAGUGUCGCAUCAAGCUAUGAGGAGUGCCGUGCAGAGUGCGUUGCGAUGGCGCUGAGCUGUGACUUUGAGAUCUUGAAGAUCUUUGGAUUUGGUGAUGGCAGUGCCAACAUGGACGGCGAAAGUGGUGACAUUUUGUACGCGGCUUAUUUAUCCAUGGCUCGUGCCGGUGUGGCUUCUCUCGAAAUGUGGGACCCAAAAUCCAGGAAAUGGGGCCAGGCACACUCUCAAGCUCGGUUCAGCAUCUUGAAGUGCUUUCUUGAUGCACCAGAUGAUUUCUGCAAGCUGGACUACAAGAAUGACGAUUUUUCUGAUCUCACUAUCAAGCUUGAUCGAAGCAAGAUCACUACCGUGGGACGAAAGGCUGUCGAGUCUUACCUCCAAAAACUCCACAUCUACAAGUCAACGGCAGACCUUGAGGCUGGAACGAAGCUCUAUGCUGAGAUGACAGGCGUUGAACCAAAGUUCUGGGGAGAGACGAUCAGAAAUGAAGUCUUACGCAACAAACAACCUAGAAAGGUAUUCAUUCAAGCAAACACAUUUUUGGAUGAAUCAAGUGGAAAGGUGUCUUUGGUGGAAUACGAUCCAUCGUUGGAAGGCAUGGUAAAAAGCUAUGCUGAAAGAAAUGUCUGA